This is a messenger RNA of Ascochyta rabiei, 1116 nucleotides long. RefSeq lists its product as uncharacterized. The transcript is spliced from 4 exons. The record is from RefSeq and is a predicted model, not a curated record. NCBI's taxonomy places the organism in Eukaryota, Fungi, Ascomycota, Dothideomycetes, Pleosporales, Didymellaceae. Bases 1 to 1116 code for a protein of 371 amino acids.
AUGGCAGAAAGCAACGGUCCCCAGAUCAUCGCGGUGUUGUGGUCGCUGACCAUCAUCCCGCUGGCGUUCAUGCUGCUGCGGUUCUACUGCAAAGUCCGGUAUUCGAAGCUGUUCGGCUGGGACGACACACUGCUUGUUUUGGCGUGGGUUCUCUCUCUGUGCUACACCAUCUUCUCGCAGCUGUCGGUCGGCUACGGAAUCGGGCAGCACUUCAGCGACAUCGCGGACAAAUCUCAGCUACCCACAGGCGUCAUGUACAUGUACAUUGGCGAGAUCUUCGGCAUGAUCUCCGUGCCGCUGAGCAAAGCGUCCUUCUGCGUCACGCUGCUGCGUCUCACUGUCAUACCGUGGCAGCGGAAGCUGCUUUGGUUCAUCAUCAUCACGAUCCAGCUCACCUUCUACGCCGGCGCCAUCCUGACCAUGGUGCAGUGCGACCCGCCGCAGAAGCUGUGGGACACGGCGCGCGAGGGAACGUGCUGGGACAAUCGGAUUGUGAUCUAUUUCUGCAUCUUCGUUGGUGCUUACUCAUCCCUCAUGGACUUCCUCCUGGCCAUAUGCCCCUGGCUCAUCAUCCACAGACUGCAAAUGCGGCGCCGCGAAAAACUAAGCAUCAUCUUCGCAAUGAGCCUGGGCUGCCUAGCGGGCAUAGCGUGUGCAGUAAAAACAGCCUACCUGCCCUUGAUCGGCACGUGGGCAGAUUUCACCUACAACAUCGGCGACGUGUUGAUCUGGGCCAUCACCGAAUCGGCAAUCACCAUCAUCGCCGCCUCGAUACCCUUCAUCCGGCUGAUGAUGAAAGACCUCUCGAGCCGGGGCGCAAGCGGCGGGGACCCAAGUGCCGGGAACGCAGCGGGAUCGUCGUACGUGCUGGCCGACCAGUCUGGGGCGAGCGGAGGCAGGAGGAGUGUGAUGGGCACCAAGACGGAUUGCAAAGCGCAUGCGAGUGUGUAUGGAAAGGAGGUGGGGAAGCUCAAGGGGGAUGACGAGAGCGACCGUAGUAUACUAAGGGAAGUGAGGGAGGAUGGAAGGAUCACGCAGACGCAUGAGGUUACGGUUGCGUAUAGCGAGAGUGGUGACGAUGCUAGUCACGAUGAGCGGAGGGAGAAAUCGCCUUAG